This is a messenger RNA of Tripterygium wilfordii, 1265 nucleotides long. Its product is annotated as 26S proteasome non-ATPase regulatory subunit 7 homolog A-like. The coding region runs from base 88 to 1020 and encodes 310 amino acids. The record is from RefSeq and is a predicted model, not a curated record. Gene Ontology annotation, molecular function: protein binding; metallopeptidase activity. The transcript has 10 exons. Lineage: Eukaryota; Viridiplantae; Streptophyta; Magnoliopsida; Celastrales; Celastraceae. Gene Ontology annotation, biological process: proteasome-mediated ubiquitin-dependent protein catabolic process. Gene Ontology annotation, cellular component: proteasome regulatory particle; proteasome complex.
CGAAUAGAGACGUUACUCGAAAAUAAAUAAAUAAAACGAGGCAAGCUGAGAGCGGGCGAUAGGGCAGAUUCGGAAGGGAAGAUCGGAAUGGAUGUGAUAAAGGAGCAGCAAAUAUCGGCGAGGCCCAUCGAUAAGGUGAUAGUGCAUCCACUAGUCUUACUCAGCAUCGUCGACAACUACAACCGAGUUGCCAAGGACACUCGCAAGCGAGUGGUCGGCGUCCUCCUCGGAAGCUCCUUCAAAGGAACCGUUGAUGUCAGCAAUAGCUACGCAGUGCCAUUUGAGGAGGACGACAAAGACCCAAGCAUAUGGUUUUUUGACCGUAACUAUCAUGAAGCCAUGUAUUCAAUGUUCAAAAGAAUCAAUGCCAAAGAGAAUGUGGUGGGCUGGUAUAGUACGGGUCCAAAGUUACGGGAAAAUGACUUGGAUAUUCACCAAUUAUUCCACAACUAUGUCCCAAAUCCGGUCUUAGUCAUCAUUGAUGUUCAACCAAAAGAGCUGGGUAUACCUACCAAGGCGUACUUUGAUGUAGAAGAGGUUAAAGAGAAUGCUACUCAGAAAAGCCAGAAGGUUUUCAUUCAUGUUUCUUCUGAGAUUGCUGCUCAUGAAGUUGAGGAAAUUGGAGUGGAACACUUGCUAAGGGAUGUGAAAGAUACAACCAUUAGCACACUUGCAACCGAGGUUACCGGUAAGCUAACAGCCUUAAAGGGUUUGGAUGCACGGCUAAGAGAGAUACGCAGUUACCUCGAUCUUGUUGUUGAUGAGAAGCUUCCAUUAAAUCACGAAAUACUAUACCACUUACAGGAUGUCUUCAACCUCCUUCCCAAUCUUAACGUAGCUGAGUUGAUCAAAGCCUUUUCAGUGAAAACAAACGACAUGAUGCUGGUAAUAUAUCUUUCUUCUGUCAUUCGAAGUGUAAUCGCGCUCCACAACUUGAUCAAUAACAAGAUGCUAAACAAAGAACACGAGAAAGCGGAGGAUGCCAAACCAGCAGCAGUAUCCGCUGGCAACGGAAGCUGAAUGCCAAGCCUGUGGUGAUGUGUUUUAAUUCGGGCAAUUCGAUAGACUUCUUACUUAGUUGAGCUUUGAGAGCCUGUGGAGCGGACCCUGUUCGUUCUUUGGUCAUAAAAGACCGCUCAAAAUUUUCAGUCCCAAUCUUGCCAUUGAUUUACCAGCAUUCGAAUUCGAUAAUUUGAAUUUGAUGCAUUGAACUAUGUAGGAGAAAGUUUUAAUCAAAUAUUAAGUUUCUGUUGAGUUUGGUCUUU